AUGAGCAAAUCGCAGCUCUCCGUUUUGGAAUGCGACCGGAUAUUGACCGCUCCUGGGUCCGUUUUGGAGAUGGAAGAACGUAUCUUGCACGGUAGAAAAGUCAGGACAUGGAAGCAUUGUCCGCCAACAUUCCGAUCGUAUUUCCUUGAGAGCUGUACCAAGUAUACGUCCCGGACUUUCUUGUCUUCCCCUGUAGAGCCCUCCGGACGUCAAGAAUGGACAUUUGGACAGGUCGUCGAGGAAAGUCUGAAAUUAGCAGGAUGGAUGAAGUCUCGAGGUCUAGGGAUAGGUAGUCGGAUAGCCAUUGGAGGAGGGAACAGCGCGGGCUGGAUCAUUGCAUUCGUCGCCGUCCAUCUCAUCGGAGGUAUAGCCGUAGCUCUUAACGCCUGGUUACCUUUGGACUCGUUGGUCUAUUGCCUGGAAUUAACAAAGCCCGCUUUGGUCCUGGUCGACGCCAGACUGGCAGAGUUGCUUGACCCUGCCGUUUUGACCCUGCGCAGAAAAGGCAUGGGGGAGAGCCUGAGUGCAAAGAUGAGUUGCUCUCCGGAGCAGCUUCGGCAGAUCAAAGAUGGCACAUCACUGGAUGACCUGAAUCCAGAGUCUGAUGCAAUCAUUUUCUUUACAUCUGGCACUGGAGGCCGACCCAAAGCUGUACUGAGCACUCAGCGCAUGGCAUUGACGAAUCUAUGGUCCGGUCUGGUCGCACCGAUAAGAGCCGCAUUGCGAGCCGGCGUCACCCCACCGCCAAUGCCCAAGCCGACGGACCCUCAGAAGAUCGUCUUACUCGCGGUCCCACUCUUCCACGUCACUGGCUGCUUAUCGUGGUUGAUGCGGGCGUUCUUCACCGGCAAUAAGAUGAUUAUGAUGUCUCGAUGGAGCAUCCAUGAAGCUGUGAGCUUGAUACAGAGUCAGAAAGUCACUGUAAUCGGAGGUGUGCCUGCUAUCGUCUCGGAGAUCCUAGAGAGUCCUGCGUUGGACAAAAAUUAUUCGUUCGAAACUGUGUUCUAUGGUGGUGCUCCGCCAAGUAGGGAGCUCGCGAAUGAGGUCAAAAGGCGAUGGCCAAAGACUGGAUUAGUGCAAGGCUACGGUAUGACAGAAACGAACGCCUAUGUCUGUUCGGUUGCUGGAGCAGAUUACGUUCUCCGACCUGAUACCACAGGCCCAGCCGUUCCAGUCUGCGACGUACGGAUAGCAGAUCCAAGAACAGGCAGAGCUUUGCCGCCUGGAUCUCCUGGCCUUUUGAUGGUGCACGGUCCACAAGUCAUGAAAGGCUACUACAAUGACCCGAAGGCCACCUCCAAAGUGAUCGACCAGGAUGGGUGGCUAGAUACGGGCGAUAUCGCUGUGCUGGAUCACGAAGGGUUCAUAUACAUUAAAGAUAGGGCGAAGGAUAUCAUCAUCCGUGGCGGAGAAAAUAUCGCGUCAAGUGAUGUUGAAAACGCACUCUACGCUCAUCCCGGAGUGCUCGAGGCAGCCGCGAUAAGUGUUCCUGACAAGCGACUGGGCGAGAAAGUUGGUGCUAUCGUGUCGGUCCGCAGCGACUGGACGGGUCGAGUCACCGAGGAGAGCUUGUUAGAGGACGUCAAGAGCCGACUCGGCAAGCCCGCUUGGCCAUCUAUAAUUCUCAUUUCGAAUGAUCCAUUGCCGCACAAUGUCAAUGGUAAAGUGGUCAAACGAGACCUGAGGCCCAUGCUGGUCGAAGCUUGGGAGAAGCGAAAGCGUGUGGACGCUGGCAGACUCAGAUCCAAGCUAUGA
Kockovaella imperatae is the source of this 1755-nucleotide messenger RNA. RefSeq lists its product as hypothetical. The record is from RefSeq and is a predicted model, not a curated record. The coding region runs from base 1 to 1755 and encodes 584 amino acids. Gene Ontology annotation, biological process: secondary metabolic process. Gene Ontology annotation, molecular function: CoA-ligase activity. NCBI's taxonomy places the organism in Eukaryota, Fungi, Basidiomycota, Tremellomycetes, Tremellales, Cuniculitremaceae. The transcript is spliced from 17 exons.